UAGUUACGUGUGCGGUGACUCUGGGAUCGAUUGGCUCUGUGUAGACGGAGGCCCCGCGUUUGAUAGCUUGUAUCACGUUGGGUCCGAAAUCUUCGUUUCAUCCUCCUCCCUGUGCCUUCGCUGACAAUGGCGGACGAAGAGCUGGAGGCUAUCAGGCGGCAGCGUAUGGCCGAGCUUCAAGCCAAACAUGGGGAUUCUGCAAAUGGCCAAGGGCAAGAGGAGGCUAAGCAGAGAGAUAAUGACAUGAGAAACACGAUCUUGGCUCAAGUCUUGGAUCAAUCUGCCCGUGCCAGAUUGAGCAACCUAGCUCUAGUGAAGCCAGAAAAGGCAAAAGCUGUGGAAAAUUACCUCAUUCAGAUGGCACGCUUCGGCCAGCUUGGCGGGAAGAUUUCAGAAUCGGGGUUGAUAGAGAUCCUUGAGAAGGUCAGUCAGCAGACAGAGAAGAAGACAACAGUCAAGUUCAACAGACGACGGGUGAUGGACUCAGACGAAGAGGAUGAAGACUGACGGGAGCAGGGAAUGGCAGGGGUGGGGUGGGGAGGUGGCCACCGGUUGCGUCUGAGGCUAUGCCGUCCGUAAUCGGCUGCUUUGCAUGAGGAAUACAUCCUGGACGACACGACUCCUUUACCCCUGCGGGAGUAUGAACUCCUUACUCAUUUAUCUUUAGUUCCCCCCUCCCCUCUAAUUUCUGUAUUUUUUUCUCUCUUUGGCAUUUGAAGUGGAGCAAAUGCGGUGUGUAGUGUGUGACUGUUGCUGCAUUUUUAUAAGGAGUUCCUAUUAAGCUGGGCCGUCGUUUUUGGCAGAUGCAUUUUUGAUUUUUCCCUUGCUGAAUGGUCCUAUGAGCCGUUUACAUCAUUCGAAGGCCUUGAUCUUAGUUAUCCGGCCACCUGGUGCUUCUCCCACAGGUGCAGCCCUGCACAUUAGGGCUCUGGAUAGUUUCAGGUGGGGAGACACACUGGCUGAUAUCUUGCCUAUAAACUGGGACAUUGCAAGAUCAUUCUGAUAGAAAAAGUGCCCUGUAGGAGGCUUAUUGGUCAAAUUGUAGUGGACUGUAAAGUAUUGGCCAUCGUAUAAGCUGGGCACCUUGUUUCGUUGUAAUUUUUUGUUUUUGAAAUGCCAUCACUGCAGAUGCCUAUAUCAGCUUGAUAUUGGUCCAUGCUUAUGUUUCAAACGGUAAAAACCCAUCUAAACAAUACAGGCCCUGAAAAGUUAUGUUUUCCUGUCAAUGCCAACUUUGAAAUAAAUUUAAUUUUGUUUAAAA
Molecule: messenger RNA, 1261 nt
Organism: Paramormyrops kingsleyae
Lineage: Eukaryota; Metazoa; Chordata; Actinopteri; Osteoglossiformes; Mormyridae
Gene: pdcd5
Product: programmed cell death 5
Cellular component (GO): cytosol; nucleus
Molecular function (GO): DNA binding
Source: RefSeq, a predicted model, not a curated record